Messenger RNA from Miscanthus lutarioriparius, 2079 nucleotides. NCBI's taxonomy places the organism in Eukaryota, Viridiplantae, Streptophyta, Magnoliopsida, Poales, Poaceae. The record is from the annotation of a GenBank genome assembly.
AUGCUGCGAAAAUCCCCCGUCGCGCGGGCCUUCUUCUGGUGUCGGCCCCGACGCCACCUUCUCCUGCGGCUUCCUGGAGGCCUUCCUGGAGGCAACAACGCCUUCUCCUUCUCCAUCUGGUACACCGACGCAGCGAACAAGACCGCCGUCUGGACGGCGAACCCCGACGCGGCCGUGAACGGCAGGGGAUCCAGGAUCUCGUUCCGUCACGACGGGGGCCUGGCCCUCUCCGGCGCCAACGGGACGACGGUGUGGGAGAGCAAGACGAGCGGCGCGGGUCUCUCCGUCUCCCUCCUCGACUCUGGAAACCUCGUCAUCUCGGAUCCGUCGAGCGGCGGCGGCGGCCGCACCCUGUGGCAAAGCUUCGACUGGCCGACGGACACGCUGGUCCCGUCGCAGCCGCUUACCAAGGACACCACGCUGGUGUCCAGGUACUUCUACCUCUACUACGACAACGACAACGUGCUGCGGCUCCUCUACGACGGCCCCGACAUGUCGAGCAUCUACUGGCCGAACCCGGAUUACGGCCCGUGCUCCACGCACGGGCUGUGCGGCCAGAACGCGCUCUGCGAGUACCAGCCGAGACUCAGGUGCUCGUGCCCGCCGGCGUACGAGAUGGUGGAUCGGCAGGACUGGCGGAAAGGCUGCAAGCCGAUGUUCAGCGUCACCAACUGUAGGCAGCCGCCGUCUCCAUCGCCGGAGCAGCAGUUUAAAUUCCUCAAGUUGCCGCACAGCGACUUCUACGGCUACGACCUGCAGUUCAACCAAUCCGUCACGUUCGAGUACUGCAAGAAACUCUGCUUGAAGAUGUGCUUGUGCGUCGGCUUCUCCUACAAGCUUGAAGGCCAAGGCGUCUGCUACCCGAAAAGCAUCCUGUUCAACGGAUUCACGUCUUCAGCCUUCUCUGGGACCAUCUACCUGAAAGUUCCUAUCGAUUUCGACGCCUCGGCGGCUCUCGUCACUGCACGGAGCGCCGCAGGCCUUGCCUGCGAUCCUAACAUCCGAAGAUCAGAGGGAAACGGGACGAAGUGGCCGUACUUGUUUGCUUUCGCCGGAGUGCUGGGAGUUCUUGAUAUUAUCUUCAUUGCAACAAGCUGGUGGUUCCUCUCCAGCGAGCAGAGCAUACCCAGCUCACUGGAGGUCGGGUAUAGGAUGGUCACGGGCCAGUUCAGGAGGUUCACGUACCGAGAGCUCAAGGACGCCACGGGGAACUUCAAGGAGGAGCUCGGCCGGGGCGGCUCCGGCGUGGUGUACCGCGGCGUGCUCGACAAAGGGAAGGUCGUGGCCGUGAAGAAGCUGACGAACGUGGCGUGGGGCGACGAGGAGUUCUGGGCGGAGAUGACGGUGAUCGGGCGGAUCAACCACAUGAACCUGGUCCGGAUCUGGGGGUUCUGCUCCCAGGGCAAGCAUAAGCUGCUGGUGUACGAGUACGUGGAGAACGAGUCCCUGGACAGGCACCUGUUCGGCACGGACAGGACGCUACCGUGGCGCGAGCGGUACAGGAUCGCGCUGGGCACGGCCAGGGGCCUAGCCUACCUUCACCACGAGUGCCUCGAGUGGGUCAUCCACUGCGACGUGAAGCCGGAGAACGUCCUGCUGACGCGCGAGUUCGACGCCAAGAUCGCCGACUUCGGGCUGGCCAAGCUCUCCAAGAGGGACGGCGCCGCCGGCGACAGCAUGCAGCUCUCUCACAUGAGAGGGACGACGGGGUACAUGGCGCCGGGGUGGGCGCUCAACGUUCCCAUCAACGCCAAGGUAGACGUGUACAGCUACGGCAUUGUGCUGCUGGAGAUGGUUAUGGGGUGCAGGGUGUGUGACCAGACCACGGCGGGCGGGGAACGCCUGGAGAUGUCGCAGAUCGCUCAGGCCUUGAGGCAGGUAGUGGCUACCGGCAACGUGGUGCCCUUGGUGGACGGUAGGUUGCAGGGGCAGUUUAAUCCUCGGCAGGCGUUGGAAAUGGUGCGGAUUUCCUUAUCGUGUAUGGAGGACAGGAGCAACCGUCCAACAAUGGACGACGUAGCCAAGGCUCUCACAGCCUGUGACGACGAGGACGAGCAUCCAGCAUACAGGUACAUAUAA